Molecule: messenger RNA, 1329 nt
Organism: Megalopta genalis
Lineage: Eukaryota; Metazoa; Arthropoda; Insecta; Hymenoptera; Halictidae
Source: RefSeq, a predicted model, not a curated record
AUGUCCGCACGGUCAGUGAGAGAGUUGGAAAGAAUUCGACAAAUAAGUGAAGUGAAUUCGGGUGAAGAAGUUUCAAUACCAGAAGAUGAUCAAACUGAAAGUCGAAGUGAUUCUGCAGACAAUGAGGAAACACAGGAUGAUGAUGUGACUGCCGAUGAAACUGGAUAUUUUAUGAAUCUCCAUAGAGGACAGAGGCGCCGAAGAUUUUUAUCGGAUUCUGAAAGUGAUAGUGAACAGAAUUUUGAUGACACUGUCACUGCUAUUGAUGGAACUCGAAUCCGAGAAGGACCGGCAAUCGGAAGACCAUCGCUUACUUUCAGAGAAGUAUCAGGACCAACGGCAUAUGCCAAAAGAAAUAUUAUGUCUGGUAAAGUCUCAUCUGCAUUUUCGGUGAUAAUAGAUCACACAAUUAUUGAAAACAUAAAGAAAUAUACAGAAGCAGAAGCUUUACGAGUUUUGGAGACUGCAUGGGAUCUGCCUAUACAAAAAUUAUAUGCAUUCAUUGGAUGUUUCGUUCGAAUCCAACGUUUGAGUGUGGACAAAUUUGCUCUCAUUUCAGAGGUAUGGAAGAAAUUCAUAGAAAAUUGCCAGAGUUGUUAUAAGCCAGGCGCGGAUCUCAGCAUUGAUGAGCAACUCUUUCCGACAAAAACUAGGUGCAAAUUUACCCAAUACAUGCCAAACAAACCCGACAAAUUUGGUAUAAAAUUUUGGCUGGCAUCUGAUGUAAAAACCAAAUACGUUGUCAACGGUAUGCCUUAUUUAGGACGUGAGGAAACCAGACCGACGUCAAUACCACUCAGCGAAUUUGUUGUAAUGAAAUUAGUUGAACCUUUCACCAACUGUAGAAGAAAUAUUACAACCGACAACUUUUUUACGACUGCAUCUCUGGGUACAAAAUUAUUGACGAAAAGGACAACGUUAAUGGGAACAAUGCGUGCGAACAGGAGGGAAUUGCCCGCACUUGCAAAAACAACAAAAGAUAAUUUGAAACUUCUUUCAACAAUGAUAUACAAAUCAAAUGACUGUACGCUAACGAUUUAUAAAUCAAAACCACGAAAAAAAGUAGUAAUAUUGAGUACCAAACAUAAAACUGUAAAAAUCAAGAACAAUAGAAAAAAGACACCCGAAACAAUCACGUACUAUAAUAAAACCAAAUUUGGCGUCGAUAUAGUUGAUCAAAUGGCGCGAAAGUACAGCGUAAAAUCGAAGUGCAAUAGAUGGCCUGUACAGGUGUUCUUCAAUAUCUUGGAUUUCGCUGGAAUCAAUUCGUGGAUACUUUACCAGGAAACAACAGGAUUGAAGCUAUCAAGGCAGAACAAUGUUUAUUAG